Molecule: messenger RNA, 2937 nt
Organism: Branchiostoma belcheri (Belcher's lancelet)
Lineage: Eukaryota; Metazoa; Chordata; Leptocardii; Amphioxiformes; Branchiostomatidae
Product: venom phosphodiesterase 2-like
Exons: 26
Coding region: 225-2603 (792 amino acids)
Molecular function (GO): hydrolase activity; nucleic acid binding; metal ion binding
Source: RefSeq, a predicted model, not a curated record
CUUGUUUGCCAACCUCUUGGCUGAGUCCACCUUUUCUCUGACCACAUCAGACUAUUGCGGAAGAUCCUUCGGCCGAGUCCCUGUUUACUUGACAACUGUUGUACUUAGUCCGCAAUAAAGGCUAUGUCAUCACUAUGUCGAUAAGGCACACUACAAACUUGACUGGUGAACAUCACGAAUGCAGACCGACUUUUCGCCCACAAGACUAGCUUACAGAAGACAGUAUGAAGGAUGAGUUCGUGGAGUCCCAGGCAUCCGGGGAUAGAAAGAAGCCGACAAAGAUGGCUUUCAGAAAGGGACUCAUUGCUGGGCUGACGGUGUCUUGCCUUGGAGUGGCACUUGGACUUGGAUUAGGUCUUGGACUUCGAAAAUCAGGCGGCUUCCGGUGCAGCCGCGGGAACUGGCUGGAGAAGCCGUGCAUCAGCGCCGCCGGUCCCACCUGUCCCGCAGGUUACUCCAAGCCACCUGUUCUCCUGAUCUCUCUCGAUGGUUUCAAGGCAGAAUAUCUCCUCCGUGACAUCACCCCGACCAUUGGCAGAAUGGCCAGGUGCGGGGUCCAUGCUCCGUACAUGUACGCCCAGUUCCCGACUGUGACGUUCCCUAACCACUACACCAUCGUCACGGGACUAUAUGGCGAGUCCAACGGAAUUGCUGAAAACAACAUGUACGACCCUGUCUUCAACACAUCAUUCUGCCUGGGCUGUAACGAGUCUUUCGUCCCUGCCUGGUGGGGAGGAGAACCGUUGUGGAACACCGUGCAGAAGCAGGGUAAGCGGUCAGGGACGUUUUUCUGGCCAGGCUCGGACGUCAGCGUAGAUGGCAUGUACCCAGACUACUACCGGCGAUACGACGGGAGCGUACCUUACGAGGACCGGGUAAACCAGGUCUUGGAGUGGUUAGAUCUACCUGAGAACACGAGGCCAUCCUUCAUGACGCUGUACUUCUCAGCGGUGGACACGACAGGGCACAUAUAUGGACCCGACUCUAAAGAAAUUAGGGAAGCUCUUAAAGAGAUUGACUGCACGAUGGCACAGCUUAUGGACGGGCUGGCGGAGAGAGACCUGCUCGGCUGCAUCAACAUCAUCACGGUGGCAGAUCAUGGAAUGGCAGACACAAGCUGUGACAGAGUCGUCCGACUUGACAAGCUGACUGACACCAAUGAGAUGCACAUCUACUCAGGGUCGGUGGGGAGAAUCCGCCCGCUCAGGCCGGACAUAGACAAUACAUUUGAUCCCAUUGCAGUUGCAGACAGUUUAACGUGUUCAAGUCCUCACAUGACUGUUUACAACAAACGAGACCUUCCCAAACGGUUCCACUUCGCCAACAACCGCCGGAUAGAAGACGUUAUUAUCAGUGUGGAAGACAAGUGGCUUGUGGCCAGGGGUGCAGAAGACCACUAUGCCACGGAGAGAUGCGCCGGAGGGACCCACGGGUACGACAACGAGUACCGUAGCAUGCAUGCCCUGUUUGUGGCACACGGCCCUGCCUUCAAACAGAACACAGAAUCGCCGCCUUUUCAAAACAUCGAACUGUACGACCUUAUGGCAGAUCUGGUUGGAGUGACCCCGGCCCCGAACAACGGCACACGCGGCAGCCUAAACCACAUCCUGCGGCAGCCCCCGCCCGUACCGUCCGAGCCCCCGCCCGCUCCAGCCGGCUCCUGCCCCUUCCCCACGGACUAUGCCGCCGCUUCUCAGAACCAGGACUGCACAUCAGCACCAGGGUCGUCCUGCACAGGGUUUGCUAAUUCUGCAACAGUUGAAGACUUUGACAGAGAACUGGACUUGACCGCUGCACAGGAGUCCACGUAUCAGUCGCAACAUCUCCCGUUCGGCGCCCCAUCUGUCACCUUUGUUACGGGAUACUGUCAUCUUACGCAGAAGGAUUAUGUAGCUGCCUACAAUAGGGACACAUUCAUGCCGCUUUGGUCUGCUACAACUCUGUCUGGGGACACACAAAUGUCAUCAGGAGAAGUGACGUCACUAUGUCGGCGGCAUGACGUCAGAGUCCCAGCUGGUGACUCCCUAAACUGUACGGAGUUUGGUGACCUGGAUAUCGGCCACCUGUACUCACCGUAUCAAAAGACUGGGGACGAGAGCAGCUGGAUGAGUGCCCUGGUGACGAGUAACAUGGUUCCACAAUACAGGAGCUUCUCAUCAACCCUGUGGCGUCCGGUAGAGGAGAAGGUUUCUGGUUGGGCGGGAACUUACGGCGGCGUGAACGUCAUUUCCGGGCCCAUUUUUGACUGGAACUUGGACGGUAACAGGGACGACAGGGGAACCAAUCACACACAAUAUCUACCCAAUACUCCAGCACCCAUCCCCACUCACUAUUACAAGAUCGUGACGAGAUGUUCGGACGGUGGUGACAUCACUUCCGCCUGUCAGGGUGGAAAGGCCGACGUCAUUUCCUUUAUUUUGCCACACAGAGACAGAUACUUGUCGGUGGAACGGGGCUGUCAGGACUCAAAUAGCCUGAUGCAGACGCACGUUGCCCGAGUGAGAGAUAUCGAGCUGCUGACGGGACUACGCUUCUUCCCGAGCCUCGAUACGGACCAGGCGCUGCAGCUCAGGCUCUUUCUACCCACUCAGCUAUGGGACUGACGGUUGCGCGCCUAGCCUUCUCAGAUAUAUACAACCUACUUUGAAAAUUAGUUAAACCUAUACUAAUGUCCUCCUCUGCAUAUCAAAAAGGGCCAACUGGCCAUUGUAGCCUCUGUUAAAAGUACUCACCUUCUUUGCCGAUUCAUCUUCUCCAUGAAAGUUUACUAUGCAGAUGUGAUAUUAUUUUAGAAAACGUGUGUCAAGAUUGCUGCUAGGUGAAAUAAUCUUGGCCUUUUUUGUAUUCUUUGUUUCAUUCUUUCUUUACUCAGCAUUUUCUUUUAGUUGAUGUUCCAAAAUAAGUAUGUGCCCUUUCUCUAGCUAGCAACAACAAGAU